UGUGUAGGGACUGCUUCCGCUUCCGCUGCCCUUGCUGCCGGCGGGAGGUGACGGGACCGGGAGGUGACGGGACCAGGAGCCGCGAUGUGGCGGAACCUGCUGGGUCUUCGCCAGAUUUCCCAGAGGACCAUAAGUACUGCUUCGCGCAGGCAGCUUAUAAAUAGAGUUCCUGAGAAGCAGAAGCUUUUUCAGGAGGAUAAUGGCCUCCCAGUGCAUCUCAAAGGUGGUGUAAUGGAUAAUGUGUUGUAUAAAAUCACCAUGGGUCUCACAGUUGUUGGAACAGUCUAUGUUUUUUAUGUUCUGACUGUCGCUUCAAUGCCCAAGAAGCAGAAAUGAUUCCAGUUCAAGAUGCCUCAGUGGCUAGCAUCUCUUCGUCCAAUUCCAUGUGACUAUGAUGGGAGCUUAUAAGCAGCUGGCUUAAAGCUUGGGAUCAUAAUUUAACUGUAACAUGUUAACUGCAAUCAAUAAAGCAGUUUUACAUGGUGGUGUGGUGGUUUGGACUGUA
Pezoporus occidentalis (night parrot) is the source of this 505-nucleotide messenger RNA. Its product is annotated as cytochrome c oxidase subunit 7A2, mitochondrial. Bases 85 to 336 code for a protein of 83 amino acids. Lineage: Eukaryota; Metazoa; Chordata; Aves; Psittaciformes; Psittacidae. The transcript has 4 exons. The record is from RefSeq and is a predicted model, not a curated record. Gene Ontology annotation, biological process: mitochondrial electron transport, cytochrome c to oxygen; mitochondrial respirasome assembly; regulation of oxidative phosphorylation.